Messenger RNA from Marasmius oreades (fairy-ring Marasmius), 666 nucleotides. RefSeq lists its product as uncharacterized. Lineage: Eukaryota; Fungi; Basidiomycota; Agaricomycetes; Agaricales; Marasmiaceae. The record is from RefSeq and is a predicted model, not a curated record. The transcript is spliced from 9 exons. Bases 1 to 666 code for a protein of 221 amino acids.
AUGACUGUCCAAUUCGCGAAUUAUCGUCUGGGAUUUUAUGUCGCAGUGUUCCUUCUAUCUGGGACCGUUCUCGGUUUGGCUGCACAUUUUGCGGCAGUCUUUCUACCAGGACUUCACCAUGAUUUCACGAUCUUCGCUCUUAUCGUCUCAUCUUUAACGAUACUUGCGUUUCUAUUCACUUUACAAUGGGCACAACCCCGUAUCGAAGUGCCAGUGUUAUUUGUUUUAGGUGUUCUAUGGCUCGCUAUGGGUGCUUGGACUACCGACGUAGUAGGCAACAGACAGUGCGACGCUAUUGAUGGGGCAACACGGGAGGGAAAUAUUUCUGCAAGGCAAUACUGCUACGAAACCAAAGUUAUACAAGCGUUCUCUUGGUUCCUUUUUUCACUCUUCGUUAUCGCAUUCACAAUCCUUCUCAACCUCAUCUCCCAAGCCCAACGUCUUGGACGGUACAAUAUCUGGCGUGAGCCGAUUCAGGAGCUGGGAUGGUUCGGAGAGUGGCCCGGAUAUUACAACACUCACCAACCACAACAUUACCAAGGCGGUAUCCCCUACGGUAUGCCGAUGCAGAUGGCGCCUGGCCAACCAGGCCAGACUAUCAUCGUCCAGCCCGGCAUGAACGGAGCUCCAGCCACAGUCCAACAGAUCCCGAUGAGCACCGUAUAG